This is a messenger RNA of Euleptes europaea (tarantolino), 829 nucleotides long. Its product is annotated as carbonic anhydrase 3-like. The transcript has 7 exons. The coding region runs from base 1 to 798 and encodes 265 amino acids. Lineage: Eukaryota; Metazoa; Chordata; Lepidosauria; Squamata; Sphaerodactylidae. The record is from RefSeq and is a predicted model, not a curated record. Gene Ontology annotation, cellular component: cytoplasm. Gene Ontology annotation, molecular function: carbonate dehydratase activity; zinc ion binding.
AUGAGCCAGCAGCUCACCCCUCCGUGGGGCUAUGCCAAGGAGAACGGGCCUGAUCGUUGGCAUGAAACUUAUCCAUUGGCCAAAGGAAAUAAUCAAUCGCCAAUAGCAAUCCUUACCAAAGAUGUCUUCAAAGACCCUGUUCUACUGCCUUGGUUUACGAGUUAUGAUCCAGGCGCAUCAAAGGCCAUAUCAAAUACUGGGAAAACUUGCCGGAUCGCAUUUGAUGACACCUUUGAUCGCUCAGUAUUGAGGGGUGGACCCCUCCCAGGAAUUUACAGGCUGCGUCAGCUCCACAUCCACUGGGGUUCCACAGACGACAAAGGUUCCGAGCAUGUUGUGGAUGCAACAAGGUAUGCAGGAGAGAUUCAUGUGGUGCAUUGGUAUUCAAAGUACAGUAAUUAUGGAGAUGCUGUGAGAAAACCGGAUGGCGUGGCGAUUUUGGCCAUUCUUAUACAGGUAGGGAAAACUCCCAAGCCAGAAGUGAAGAGAAUUCUUGAAGAAAUGACUGCUAUUAAGACAAAGGGAAAAGAAGCUCCUUUUCCAAACUUUGAUCCCUCAAUUCUUUUCCCUAAAAACCGGAGCUACUGGACCUACCAAGGUUCUUUUACCACACCUCCUUGUGAAGAGUGUGUUACCUGGAUUCUUCUGAAAGAACCUAUUGUUGUCAGCGAGGACCAGAUGGAAAAGCUUCGUUGCCUUUCUAGCAAGACUGCAGAUGAACCCCACUGCCCUUUGCUGGACAACUGGCGGCCUCUUCAGCCUCUCAAUAACAGGAUGGUGAGAACUCCGUGCCAAUAGAAUCUUUGUUGAAGUCCAUGGUCUUCAAAUC